UUGCAUUGUGCUGAGUUGACCGGAUAGCUCCUCGUUCAUGUUGGUUCAGCGGCUUGUAUGGGAGCGCCUCAUACAUUUGGACGACUUGCACCUUCUCUUCAGUAACUUUGAUGGGGACUUCGAUAUCAAGCGGGGAAAAUGCCUGUGAUGAAGGGAUUAUUAGCGCCGCAGAACACGUUUCUGGACACCAUAGCAACACGGUUUGAUGGCACUCACAGCAACUUUAUCCUGGCCAAUGCACAGGUGUCAAAGGGCUUUCCCAUUGUCUACUGCUCUGAUGGCUUCUGCGAGCUUACAGGCUUCUCCAGGGCCGAGGUCAUGCAGAAGAGCUGUGCCUGUAAGUUCCUGUACGGGCCAGAGAGCAGUGAAAGCAUCAUCCUCAGCAUUGAUGAUGCCCUGGAGGAGCGCAAGGAGUUUAAGGAUGAGAUCAUGUUCUACAAAAAGACAGCGGUGCUGUUCUGGUGCCUGUUGGACAUUGUGCCAAUUAAGAAUGAGAAGGGAGAUGUGGUGCUCUUUCUGGCUUCAUUUAAGGACAUCACUGACACUAAAGCCAAAGCCAUCCAAGAGGACAAGAAGGAAGAGCGACGGCGCGGCAGGGUGAAAACAGGCUCUCCAUUCAGUUCAGCUCGUCUGCGGAGCAGUACGGUGCUGUACCACAUCUCUGGUCACCUCCACAGCAGAGAGAAGAGCAAGAUCAAACUGAACAAGAAUGUGUUUGGGGAUCCGCCCGCUUUGCCAGAGUAUAAGGUAGCAGAUGCCAAGAAGUCCAAAUUCAUCUUACUCCACUAUAGCACAUUCAAAGCUGGUUGGGACUGGCUGAUUCUACUCGCCACAUUCUACGUUGCUGUGACGGUGCCCUACAAUGUGUGCUUCAUCGGUGAUGAUGAUGACCUGACCCGCAGCACAACUGUCAGUGAUAUUGCCGUGGAGAUACUGUUCAUCAUAGACAUUGUUUUUAAUUUUCGUACAACUUAUGUCAGCAAGUCGGGACAAGUGAUCUUUGACGCGCGACAGAUCUGCAUUCAUUACCUGACUACAUGGUUCAUCAUCGACCUGGUGGCCGCAUUGCCCUUUGACCUGCUCUAUGCCUUUAAAGUCAGCGUGGUGUCUGUGGUCCACCUGUUAAAAACAGUCCGUCUGCUUCGCUUGCUGCGGCUGCUCCAGAAGAUGGACCGCUACUCACAGCACAGCACUGUGGUCCUGACGCUGCUGAUGUCCAUGUUUGCCCUGCUGGCCCACUGGAUGGCCUGUAUCUGGUACAUUAUCGGCAAGAUGGAGAUGGAGGCCAAUGCCUACAAUUGGGAUAUUGGAUGGCUCCAUGAGCUGGGGAAGCGUCUGGAGUCGCCCUACUAUGCCAUAGGAGGUGUGAACGGGACUAGCAACGGCCCCUCCAUCCGUAGUGUCUACAUCGCCUCACUCUACUUCACCCUCAGCAGUCUAACCAGCGUGGGCUUCGGCAACGUGUCGGCCAACACAGACACAGAGAAGAUCUUCUCUAUCUGCGUCAUGCUUAUCGGAGCACUGAUGCAUGCCCUGGUCUUUGGUAAUGUGACAGCCAUUAUCCAGAGGAUGUACUCACGCUGGUCCCAGUACCACACCAGAACCAAAGACCUCAAGGAUUUCAUACGUGUCCAUCAUCUGCCACAGAGUCUCAAGCAGCGAAUGUUGGAGUAUUUUCAGACAACCUGGUCGGUCAACAACGGUAUUGAUUCUAACGAGCUGCUGAAGGACUUCCCAGACGAGCUGCGAUCUGACAUCACCAUGCACCUUAACAAGGAGAUCCUGGAGCUGUCACUGUUUGCCUCUGCCAGUCGCGGCUGCCUGCGUUCCCUGUCGCUGCACAUCAAGACCUCCUUCUGCGCUCCUGGAGAGUACCUCCUCAGACAAGGCGACGCUCUCCAGGCCAUCUUCUUUGUCUGCUCGGGGUCCAUGGAGGUGCUGAAAGAUGGCAUGGUACUGGCCAUCCUAGGUAAAGGUGACCUGAUUGGAGCGAACCUGUCCUUAGAUAACCGAGUGAUAAAAACCAAUGCAGAUGUGAAAGCCCUGACCUACUGUGACCUGCAGUGCAUUAACCUGAAGGGACUGUAUGAGGUGUUGGACCUCUACCCUGAAUACUCACACCACUUUGUCCAGGACAUCCAGCAGGACCUCACAUACAACUUGAGGGAGGGACAUGAGACACACGUUAAGGUCAGACUGCCUACAACAACUCUAGAUACUCAGUCUGGAGUGAGAAGGAACGGACGAGUGGUUCAGGGCUAUCCGCCCAUCAUCGAGGCACAGGAGGAACAUGAGGAAGAUGAAGAGGAGGAGGAAGACGAGGCCAUGUCUGUGUCCCUGUCGUCAGAGCGGAACCGGACUGGGAACCUCAGGAACACAGGUGGGAUGUCUCCACUGAGUCAACCCAGUCAGAGGACCAUGGGACAGAGCUCCAGGAGGUCUCAGAGGAAGAUCCAGGAAAUUACUCUCACCACUUUAGACCCUUCCAACCUCAGCCCCAGGAUCGUGGAUGGUACUGAAGACAGUAAGGGGACAGAGAGUUCCCUGGCUUUCUCCUUCUCUACCAGCCGAGGUUGUCCUGUCAGUGAACCAACCAGUGCCUCAGCAUCUGCCACAGAUAUGCUACAGAUCAGCACAGCAGAGCUAGCAGCUAAAGCAGAAGAAACCAGAGGACAACUGCGACACCUUGACCAGCAGGUGAGUGCCCUUGGAAGGGAAGUGGCUGACCUGGGACAAGUCAUGAAGAGAAUGGUGCAACUCAUGGAGACCUUAAUGCCACCAGUGCCACAACCUACAGUAGUUUGCCCAACACAUUACUCCCCAGGACACCACACAUACCUGUCACAUUCAAACCCUCCUCAGUCUUACCCUUCACCAUCCUCUUCUCAGACUGCCUCCCUCUGGACAAACACACCCAUGUCAUUGCCCUCUUCUCCCGUCAUUAUAUCCCAGCAAUGUGGCGUGAUAUGCCACAAGGAUUCCCUCGCACACAGACCCCAGGACCUCCAGCUGGGGGACUCUGCUAUACCCAGCUCAGCAUUAUCUCCCACAGCAUCUGCCUCUCAAUUACAACCCAUCAUUCACCCGACUUCCUCACCCCUCAGCUCACCAGAGAUAUCCCAAUACAAAGACGGGGUUUCUGGCUCCAUCAGGUCAAGGGUACACAGUCCACCCCUGCAAGACGGGGGAGAUGAGGACCCUCAUCAGAGCUCUGGGUGUUCUCCACAAACUGGACUUGGGAGGGGCUGUCACAACCAGACCAAGGGUUUGUAGCAGCCCUCUAUCUGAACUUUUCUAGACUUUAUCCAGGAUUUUUUGGGGGAUAUGUUCCUGAACUAAAGAUCAAACUGACCACCUGGGGUCCCUAUACCAUUGGAUGAUGUUUGCAGGGAUGCAAUUCAGAUUUUUUUUGUUUUAAAGGCACGAAUUUAAAAAAAAAAUGUUGCAUGAAAACAAGUACAGAGGGUUUAGGUGUGUUAGCUUUACCUUAUAGAAAUGUAGUGUUAGACAGGAUAUAAAGGUUUGGGUCAGUCAUGGAGCUGUAUGGUCUCUCUGGGGAACAGCUCACACCCCAACCCACUACCCUCCCCACCUUGAGGCUGGAUUGUGCCAUAAUGGAGGACAAGGGGGAUAUGUAGGAGGAGGGAGGACUUUCAAUCCUCUCUUUUUUUUUUCUUUAUUUAUUUUUCUUUUUUUUUGCUCAUGGCUAGUUUCAGGCCAGCUGGGCUGGUUAGAGGAAAAAAAAGGCUCAUGAGUGGUGGAGGUGGGCUUUGGAGAUGAGGAGGGGAGGUUUGGAGGCCAUUAAUGUCCUUCCCCCAACCUCCUAUAUAUCUCAACCAUUUCCUCCUUCCUUUUAACCCUUCUUUCGUUGCUCACUCAACCCAUGCAUGAUGCCCUGGAUUGCAUGAACCAGUGUGUGGCUGGUUGGGGUUGGUUAGACUGGGAGCACAGAAUGGUGUGAGGAGAGAGAUGGGAUGUAUUGUGCUCUUUACCGCUAGCCCUCAGGGAAGGGGAGGUGGAGGGUGGAGGAAGUUCUUUAUGGAGGUGGGGUUGGGGUAUGUUGUGCCUCAGGCAGCACAGCCCCUGCUGUCGUCUGUCACAGUGAGCACAGGGACUCUUUCUCCCUCGCCGUUUCUUGUUUCCAGUGUUACUCUCCACACACCUACCACUGUCUCUCUCCCUCCUUCUUUCUCUUUCUCUUGCUCUCUGCAUGCCUUUCCGAGCCUUUUGAGUAGUGCCUGUAGACACACAUUAACAUGCUGCAUGUCACCCUGUGGAAAUCCAGCUUGCCAUUUAUCUAUCUAUUUAAAGAAAAAAUGGUUCAGUCUUUUAAUAGCUUAACCUGGCAUUUACUGAUGCAUAUUUAGUGGACGUUGGCUCAGUUUAAACAACUGGGUAGGGACAAGGUAUUUGCCCCUGUUGUGAAGUGGCCCGGAGCAAAGCGCCAAUACUAAAUUGGUCCACAAUCCACGAUGUGGGCCAUUUUCCUGAUCGUUACCCUGGGUUAACAGCUCUGAGAUCCAUUUUCUCAGCUGUUCAGAGGGAAGGCAAUAUCCCUGCAUAAAAGCACAAUAAGGAAAUAAAGACGCUUUUAUAUUUCUAUGAAUGUAUCAUUACUAAAGAUGUAUUUUUUUACCUCAAAGAAUGCAAGAGUGUGGGAUAGCACUAAAUGAUACUGCUGUAUAUGAGGUCAUGGUAGUGCUGUUUGCUGGUACCAGCCAAUGCAAUCUUUAAACAGAAAAAAGGUCCUAGCGCUUGUCCCAACAAAUCUACGAUUCUCUUUGAAUUUAUGUAGGUUUGACUCUGCUUCUCUGCAAAUGGAAUGUACUGUAAUUAAACGUCUUUUUUCCCAUAACAUUUUGAUAUUUAUUAGAUACAAUAAAAACAACUGUU
Messenger RNA from Scatophagus argus, 4893 nucleotides. It is a transcript of the gene kcnh8, whose product is annotated as potassium voltage-gated channel, subfamily H (eag-related), member 8. Bases 139 to 3273 code for a protein of 1044 amino acids. Gene Ontology annotation, cellular component: membrane. The record is from RefSeq and is a predicted model, not a curated record. The transcript has 16 exons. Gene Ontology annotation, molecular function: voltage-gated potassium channel activity. Gene Ontology annotation, biological process: regulation of membrane potential; potassium ion transmembrane transport. Lineage: Eukaryota; Metazoa; Chordata; Actinopteri; Scatophagidae.